Fundulus heteroclitus (mummichog) is the source of this 1397-nucleotide messenger RNA. RefSeq lists its product as uncharacterized. The transcript is spliced from 5 exons. The record is from RefSeq and is a predicted model, not a curated record. NCBI's taxonomy places the organism in Eukaryota, Metazoa, Chordata, Actinopteri, Cyprinodontiformes, Fundulidae. The coding region runs from base 178 to 909 and encodes 243 amino acids.
UGGGGUGUGGCGCUGAAUGGGGGAGGCGUUUUCCUCCUGUCCCCCGGUGAAGGAGCUCCUCCCUGUCCUGUCCCUGCCUCCUCUGAAGGGAAACUCUGGCUCAGUUUAACCUGAGGGGCUCACAGAGAGCAGUCGCCGAUCCUCAUCUUCUCCACCUCCUGUCUUUGGUCUGCACUCAUGGCAGCCCCCUCCAAACGCUCCAGCAAGGUCCAGAAAGUGGUGAUCGGGCUGCUGUCCAUCUGGUCCAUCGCCUCCAUCAUCAUCAUCGUGGUAUGGGCCACGUCUCCGGACUUCAAGGGCUCGGCCCAGUGCCGCGCAGAGCUGCGGGAGCUGACGGAGAAGCUGGAGGGGGCCAAGGUGGUGUUCAAUAAGGACAAGGUGGCCCUGGAGGAGCAGGUGUUGGAGGCGAGGGAGGAGCAGGACCGGCUGAGGGGGGAGAUCCUGCUGAUGCUGGGACGCCUUAACGCCACCAACGCCACGCUGGAUGAGUGCCGACAACAAAACGCGGAGCUGACGGAGAACGUCACCGCCAUGCAGGAGGACGUCCGGCUGCUGCAGCAGAAGGAGGCGAACCUCACCGCGCAGCUCGGCCUGCAGGAAGAGCGAGUGGAGGCCCUGCAGCUGAACCUGACCCAGGCUGCCCAUCAGACCCAGACGUGUUUCAGCCUGAAGGCGGCGGCUGACAGCCAGAUGUUGGCGGCUCAGAGUCAGACCAAAGGCUGCGAGUCCAGGGAGCAGUACCUGGAGAAACAGCUUCAGAAGUGUAAAGCUGCUGAAUCAGCAGCUCCUCAGGAGAAAAACCAAGCCAGCUCCUCUGAGUCAGCGCCUCCCAAAGAUGCUGCAGCUCCGCUCGCUGGCAUCCCUGCGCUGACGCUACUCCUCAGUGCCGCUCUGCAUCUGCUAACCUGAGUCCAGUGUGGAGGCGGGUCAAGUUACAGCAAGCCCGGCGGUCCCGGAGGAGGCGGAGCCUGGACCAACACCACUGCUGUACGAACUUCCUGUCUCCGCCACGGAGACGCCGUCGCACCACGGACGCUCGGAUACAGACUUCUACGUUUUCGCUUUCAGCUUCACGUCUGCAACGCUUCAUGCUGGACUCUCAGAGCUUCACGGCGCCCGUGUUCGGAUCGAAGCGUCAGAACCUGCCAGAAUCUUUUCACGCCAGCGUUUAUUUGUCCUGUUAUGGCUUCAGUCAGGCUGAGAGAGACUGCGACUGGAUUUAUCCUGCUGCCAGCUACGUUUCCACUGAAUCUUCCUGUGUUCUGUUUUGAUGCCGCAACUAUUACUGCUUAAAAACCUUUUUUUUUGUCCCUGCAGGAAACUCUAGUCUGGACUUUUAGAUGAUACCAAAUUAGGGCUGGACGAUAAUUCAAUAACAAUAUAUAUCGAUCGAUAGA